Molecule: messenger RNA, 369 nt
Organism: Phragmites australis (common reed)
Lineage: Eukaryota; Viridiplantae; Streptophyta; Magnoliopsida; Poales; Poaceae
Exons: 2
Coding region: 1-369 (122 amino acids)
Source: RefSeq, a predicted model, not a curated record
AUGGCGCUCUGCGCCAGCCCUGAGCGCGCGGCGAUCCAGGCGAAGCUCCCGGAGUUUGACGCCCAGGAGCUCGUCGACCGGCAGAGGAGCCGGAGCCCCGAGGCUCCCGAGCUCCCUGGGUUGGAUAAGGCGGCCAGCGAAGGGGCCGCGGGCAGUCCGGCCACACACGGGCACCGCCGAGGUUCAAGAAGCGCCGGCGCCGGUGCCAGCACCCGAGCCAAGCCGACCGACGGAGCCGAGGUAGGCAGACGCGGCGAUGGCGGCGGGGCCAGCGGACACGGCGACCGAGGCGGGGACGGCGGACGCGGCGGCCGAGGCGGGGACGGUGGAUGCGGUGGCCGAGGCGGGGAUGACGGACGCGGCGGCUGA